Molecule: messenger RNA, 1124 nt
Organism: Pristis pectinata (smalltooth sawfish)
Lineage: Eukaryota; Metazoa; Chordata; Chondrichthyes; Rhinopristiformes; Pristidae
Product: podoplanin-like
Exons: 4
Coding region: 201-605 (134 amino acids)
Biological process (GO): positive regulation of extracellular matrix disassembly; positive regulation of cell migration; regulation of lamellipodium morphogenesis
Cellular component (GO): basolateral plasma membrane; filopodium; lamellipodium
Molecular function (GO): chemokine binding; protein-folding chaperone binding; signaling receptor binding
Source: RefSeq, a predicted model, not a curated record
GCAAAAUUUCCAAUGCAAAUAUAUAAGAGUCUGGGGGAAGCCAGAACCACUCUCGGUUUUACACAGACUGUUAACAAAGUUGAUCAAGGUCUGGUUUGAAAAGCUGCACUGCAAUUUUGCCUUUCAAAAAUCCCAGGAGUUUGGUGCAUUUUUGUUCUGAAGCUGAAAAAGCAGUUCUUUCUCACUGAAAGAAAAAGAACAUGUACAAAAUGGGAUUCAGACCCUUGGUUCUCCUAAUGCUGGCUGCUUUCCUCUGCAUUUCUGCCCAGACAGAUGAUGGAGUGUCAGAUGAAGGUGAGCUGGUUACAGUUGGUGGAAUUGAAGAUAAAAAUGAUUCCACAAUGUCCGGGCUGCCUGUGACUCCAGUACCGGGAAGUGAAAAGACCGAGUCUGAUGAAGAGAGCAAAGAAUCUAACAUCACGUCCUCAACAGAGUCAAACUCAACUGAAGAUGAUGGACUCGAAGCUGAGGACUCUGAAGGGAAGGACUUCCUAGAAAUGCUCACCUUGAUUGGGAUAAUAGUGGGUGCGAUCGUAGCUGUGAUCAUUGUCCUAACGAUUAUUGUUGUCAUCAUCAAGAAAAUGUCCGGUGGAUACUCGCCCUGAUCUGCCGACAUAAACAGAAAUGACUAACUGGUGGUUCCGAAGUGAGAAUGAAGUCAUUUAAAUCAGAACAACCAAAGUCACACAAAUUAAGUUUGAGUCAUGUUCUGCCAACUUUUCUUGGAUCUCACUGCUGUCUGACUGUCUCAGAGAGCUGGUGAAAUCUGCCCCCCUGCUCCUUAGAAAGGCUGAAAUCAUUUACUUUGGGUUGUGGUGAAUGAAGCCAUUUAGUGCAGAAUACAUUUUACAUGGCGCAUCUAGGAGUUUGGCUUCCCAAAAUACUGCCACUUUGGAUAAUUCGCUUCUUGGUUAAGUUUAUUUUAUCCACCUUAAUGAAAUUGGACAUGUGUGAAAAGGUUUGACAUUGUGCUGGAAAGAGGGUGGGAUUUGUAUUAAGAAUAAAUAGGAUAGAAAGAGCCAAGAAGCUUUUAUCCUUUGAUCUUGGUAACACCUUCCGAGAGCGUACCACUGAGGGAAAUUAAUAUGAAAAACACAAUGAUGUUGGAGGAACUCAGCAGGCCA